Ostreococcus tauri is the source of this 1092-nucleotide messenger RNA. Its product is annotated as Acyl-CoA N-acyltransferase. The coding region runs from base 1 to 1092 and encodes 363 amino acids. Gene Ontology annotation, biological process: mitotic sister chromatid cohesion. NCBI's taxonomy places the organism in Eukaryota, Viridiplantae, Chlorophyta, Mamiellophyceae, Mamiellales, Bathycoccaceae. The record is from RefSeq and is a predicted model, not a curated record. Gene Ontology annotation, cellular component: nucleus; chromatin. Gene Ontology annotation, molecular function: protein-lysine-acetyltransferase activity. The transcript has a single exon.
AUGUCGCGCGUGCUCGAGUUGUUCGCCAGACGGACGAGCGCGGUGGGCGCGAGCGCGAGGGUAGGCGAGCGGGGGCGCGGGAGGGAUGAUGUGGACGAUGAUUAUUCAAAUCGUACGGCGACGCCGCGACGCGACGAGGCCGCCGACGGCGCCGAGCGCGCGCGCGCGGGCGAGUCGUUGACGUCUGGAGGUGAAGAGGACGACUCGGGACGGAGGCCGGUGGUGGUGGCGACGUACGGGCGAAGGAAGCGCGCGCGCGCGACGACGACGACGACGACGACGGCGGGAUCGAUCAAAGGCGUAGACGAGGGCGACGAGGGUGAGGGCGACGGUGAUGUGCGCGCGCAGAAGGUGUCGGAGGGUGCGAGCGCGAACGGAAAGAAGCGGACGCAGAUGUGUCUUGAUUUAGGACAAGCUUCGAUGCGGCACGAGACGUGCGCGCGGUGCGGAUUCUUGUACGCCAAGGGCGAUCCGGCGGAUGAGAAGGCGCAUGUGCGCUAUCACGCGAAUUUCGUGAACGGUCUCUCGAGCGGUGGGGUGGGUGGGAUGACGUUGAAACCGGCGGAUGGGCAAAAGGUGGUUUGGGAGAGCGAAAACAGCGACGUGCGAUGUGUCGCACUCGACGUCGCGAGUAAGGCAUCGAAGGGUGCGAUGGCUCGCAUUGCGCGAGGGAUUGAGCGUGAGCUCUGUAUGCCAGAAAAUUGGAUUUGCGAAAACGCAACGGGGGCGUUGAAGGCGUUCGUGUGCGUGGUGAAGAAGGGUAAUCGAGUCGUCGGAGCGCUCUUCGCAGAAAAAGUGAGCGAGGCGUAUCGAACGCUCCCGGGGGCGAAGCUAUCCUCGAACGCCACGGAUGGGACGGUUGUAGCGCACGGGAAUAAACCCGAGCGCGCUUUGUGCGGCGUUAGGGCGAUAUGGACGCACGCGAGCGCUAGACGGCGCGGUUACGCGCGAGCGAUGUUAAACUCCAUGCGAGCGCAUCUCGUCGUUGGAUACGUCGUCGACGCGAAGGAGUGCGCGUUCACACAGCCGACGGAAGCGGGCACCGCACUCGCACUUUCGUACUGCGAAGAUGAGACGUUCUUGGUGUAUUAG